AUGCAGGCUCUCGAUGUGCAAUCCUCUUCCGCAACCCCGUCUGUCUCUGGUCCUGGCGACUACGUCCAACACUCUCUUUGCUCCGACCAUCCACUGCAGAUCAUGAAGCCUGUUCGGCACAGACUCUGGGAUGACCCUCCAGUGAAGGGCGAAACCUGGGCGGUCCAGGCCUCCAUCCUUUUACCAUUCCUCGCCAUGGUUGAAGAAGACAUCCCAGAUAUCUGUGAUAGCGUACCUAUCUUCGACGAUGCUAUCCAGCUUCUACGCCGGUAUCGCGAGUUCCCCUCACGCCCAUGCAUCAUCGCCGGAAGGGCCGCGGGCCAGGAUGCCUCUAGAAAGUCGGAGAAGCGUAGACCUGCAGGUUCUCACGAUAGAUCUAGGGGCUAUAAGGUCUGGCCUUGCGCUACAUUCCAGGGCGAGUUGUAUCAGAAUCUCAGUCGUAUCUUGCAACACUUCGUCGUCGGCAUCUACACCCGAGAAAUACCCCAUCGCGAUUUUCGCCACAUACAUGCUUUCCCAGAGUGGCCUACGGAGAGGGACACCGCCGCCUACGUUCUCGCCAUCCCGAUCAUAUGCUCUCUGGCUGACGACUCGAAUAAAGAUCGUUCUCUUGAAAGUUCGUCUGACAGCGAGCUUCCGGUGCUAAAGAAGCACAGGACGCUCGACAAUCGCUUUAGUGACCAGGAUCUCGAAGAACUGGCCCUUCACCACCUUAUAGCACGUCGAGACUGGGCACAGCACUCUCAGGAGUACAGGUGGACAGCGAUGCUCGAGAUCUGGGAGAUCUGCUUCUUUGUGAAGAAUGGCAAAGGUGCUUGGGCUGCGAAGAAGGUGGAGAGGCACGUGGUAGAUGCGCGCAAGCACAGAAAGGAUCCCGUCAAAGAGUUCAAGGCCGCUCGCGAGGCGCUGAAACACGAACUCGAUCUCUUCUUGAAGAAGUGUGGACGUCGCGGGAAGACUGCGCAGGAUCGCGUUAAGCGAGUCUUCAACGCCACUACCCGUGAACCCUCCAUUGCGAAGCCGGGGAGGGAGUUAGAGGAAGGCGAGAUAGGGUACGAGUUUCCUAGCCGCCGUCCCACACGACGUCUGCAGACAGCGGUUACUGUCCCUGUUCAUACACAUUGA
Peniophora sp. CBMAI 1063 is the source of this 1125-nucleotide messenger RNA. NCBI's taxonomy places the organism in Eukaryota, Fungi, Basidiomycota, Agaricomycetes, Russulales, Peniophoraceae. The record is from the annotation of a GenBank genome assembly.